GCAAUAAGAAAAGCAGGAGACACAAGACAAGUGUUCUACUGCAUCAUACCAGCUACAUUAAUUCCUUAAAAUUAUUUAAAGGAAUUAAGUAAAGAAUUUAAGGAAAUAAAAAAAAGUCCUGAAUGUACUGUAAUGUAAUUACUUUAAACAAAUAAUAUUUUUAGCUAAAACAUACAAACAAAUGCACAUAGUGGUAAUAGAUUUCUUAACCAAGCAUAACCAAGAAAAACCAAUGUAUAUUCAUCAUGGAUUCUUGUUCCAAUUAUUCACCAGUAAAUAUAAAUGCAGCUCUUCACACCCAGACAUAUAUAGUUUACAUAGAUUACUAGGAGUCACACAAAUUCCCAAAUGCAGAAAGUCUCUGGGUUUCAGAUGACAAUUGCCCUGAUCCAGGAAAACCCGACACUGCUGGUGCAGCCUAUUAACAAUACCAGAGGGGUGGGGUUGACAAAUGCAGAGUCAUAGGAAACGCAAUUCUGCCGAUCUAUCAUGGAUGUGUGAGAGAGUGACAUAGACACAUAUUCAAAGUCACAGUCAGUGUGGGACAGUGACGCACGUUACUCUUGUUGUUAGGGGUCAAACGAACUCUCAUCACCCUGUCACUGUUAACUGAUGUGUAUUCCAGCAGUUGUGGAGCUGGUGGACCCCUCAUGUUUCUUUCUGGAGCUGUCCUCCCUGUUGCCUCUCUCAAAACUGCAAUGCAGAAGAGACUCUGGACCCCAAAUAACACAGCCUAACAACCUGAACCCACAUUUACAGCUCAGAGAGAGGGAGAAGGAGGGAGGAAAGGAGCAGAGAAGGGGUGUGAGAGGAAGGAAGGGAGGGACAGGCAGUCAGCCAAGGUGGGGAAAAGUUGAGUGUGAGCCAGAUUUUUCAGAGAGAGAGAAAGAAAGGAGGGGGGGGGGGGGGGGCUGCUUUUGAACAGACUAGCUGCAGUUGUCCCCAGACCUCCAGUGCUUCAAUGCUCUUCACUUCUGUUUUACCGGCUGGAUUGUGUGUGUCCCUCAAAAGGUGCACCGAUGAGAGUGUGUGUGUGUGUGUGUGUGUGUGUAAGAGGGUGUUCGUGCGUGGCUGAGAAGUAUUGGGACCAAAGCACUGCGGAUUUGUGUGCAGCAUAUUCUGUGGACUGAUGCCCUCUGCUUCUCCAAACAGGACACACAGAUUUACCUGCUUAACAGAGGUUAGAGGGUAACCGAACAACCAAAAAACGAAGUCAGAUGGAAUUCUAGCAACUUCAUUUUCCCAGCUAAGCAGAUCCUUGUGCUUCCAGAUCUCCUGAGAACUGGACAGGCCUUUAACAAGAGGAAUCUUAUCUUUGAUGUUAGGAACUGCAAGCUCAGAUUGAUCUAGUGUGCAAUUCUGAGAAGUGUACAGGAGCCUUUGCCACCCAGGCAGCAUCUUGAGGAACAAAGAGUUCUGGGAAACUGACAAAACUGGACGUGAACUGCUGAGGAAGGCAGGUGCACGUGACAAAAAGAAGGGAGAAGAAAGUGAAGUGCAGGAUGAAGACACAGAGCAGAGGUCGUCUGAGAGGAGUGCCCUCAGAAAGAACUGUGUCCUCUCUUUUGCUCACACUCAUCAUUGGCAUGUGUUGUGUUCAUGCUCUGGAGAUGUCUACUGGUAAGAUUCCAUUUCUGGAAGCAGUGAACGGCAGCACAGUCCUUCUGCCCUGCACCUAUGCCAGCUGUAUUGGGAUCACUAACCUCUAUUUCAAAUGGGAGUUCAAUGAAAAUGGCACCAUGCAGAAGUUGGCUGAUUCUGUAAUUCCAACGGAUCAUGUGGAGCCAAAUAAAGUGAACAUUUACCGUGAGAGGGUGGAGUAUGUUGGCUCCAGUAAAGGAAAUAACAUCUCUAUCCUGCUUUGGAAUGUAACAUUUGGGGAUGCAGGCGUCUACACCUGCUUUGGCAAAAACCCCAAAGAGAAGGGCAAGAAUCACAGCGCCAUUUUCACUCUAUAUGUAGUAGACGAACUAAGGGUGGUUGAUAACACACUCACCAUCAUCAUUGCUUCCUGUGUUGGUGGAUUCAUCGCUUUGUUAAUGGCCUUCAUGCUGAUAAAGAACUUCACUCUGUUCGUUCUCGCAAAGAUUGAGGAAAAAAAUAAGGAGUGCCUUGUCACCUCCUCAGGGAUUGAUAACACAGAGAACGGUCUGUCUGGCUCCAAAUCUACACCAAAGAAAGCAUGACAGCGUGCAACCAAACAGUGUCAAACAUGCACAUGAAAACAUGGAUCAGCCAUCAAGCUGUGCCCUCUCUGUUAAUUUACAUCCGUGUUUACAAAUGCUAUACAUUUUUAUUUUUUAUAGAGAGCAAUGAUAGUAUUAAACAAAUGUGAAAGAUUUGAAUUCAUAACCUUUCCAAGGAUGAUGUUCACAUGACUUAGUUUUGGUUGAUGCAUAAACACGGAUAUGAAUAAAAAGAGGGGGGCAUAAGGUAUUUCUGCAUAUAUUACAUUUAUAUAUGCGUUUAAAUAUGCACCACACAUGCAGCCUCAUGCACUUUAGUUUCCUGGCCCACACCGAAUCUGUGGGCUGUACUUAUUCUAAUGAUAGAAAAAUUAAAUAUUUUCUUCAACAAUGCUUGAGACAGGGAUAAAUGUAGCUAUGCUAUUCAUUUAGUUCAUUGAACUGGACUGCAAAACUGUGAAGAGCCUUUGCCCUCACAUGUACAGUAGGUGUCUGACUAAAAUAAUUGUGAAAGCAGUACAGGUUUCUUGUGUAAAAAAAAAAAAAAAAAAAAAAAUGCAGUCCUGUUUGUCAAAUGGUCAUUGACUGAAAAAAUAUACAGUAUAUUGUAAAAAGAUCACUUAUGCAACAGGGGAAUGUUUUUAGAGGGACACUAGUGAUUUGUAUUGUUUCACUCAUAGAGACAGACUCUCAUAGCUGGUUAAUCUAACUGCAUGUUUUAAUGCAGUACCUCAAACAAAAUAAAUAAAUAAAUUCAGCAGAACUCUGAUUGUAAUAAGCAUGAAGAGAGAAUUAGGCUUUAUUUUAACUUGUCUUGAGUCCAGUUCAAAAUAAACCUCAUUACGUUUUUUGCUUGAAAAUUAAACACAGGUGCCUGUUAAUGCUUCUGUCGCCACCUUUUGGCGAGGAUGACUGAAUCAAUGCAGUACAUUACAAUGCAAAAAAAAAAAAAAGAAAAAUAUAGAAUAGAAUAAUGCUGCAAAAUAGCAAAAGCCACCAAACAGUUAGUAAAUACAAGCUAAUGAAUGAUACUUGACAAUCUGUAGAAAUCAUUAUACUCUUAGAGAAAACCCUGAAUGAAACACUGAAAAUGCUGCUUCAAAUAAUUUCCAAUGCAUUAUAGCAUGUUAAAUGGCAGAAGUUUUAGGGGUACAUGGCUGACUAUAACAGUAGAAACAUUGUAUGUAAUGCUUUUUUAUAUACUGAAAGAAAAUUGUCACAUACUGAACACAAUUAGAAUCAGCUUUUAAACUAAAAAUAGCUUGGUGAAUUUCCAUGCUAUUUAAAAUAUGAAACCAAAAAGGAAAAAUAAUAAUAUAUAUAUAUAAAACCUUUCGAUGCAAACAUACUUUGACCUGAAAACCAUGCAACUCACCCUAUAUGACAUAAUGAAAAUGCAAUAUUUAAAGGCAAUAAACUCAUACUGUCAUGCAAAACAAUUAACUAAAUGAUAACAGUAUAUAUCAUGUAAAUAUAGAUUUAAUAAUUGAGA
Cyprinus carpio (common carp) is the source of this 3678-nucleotide messenger RNA. RefSeq names its product sodium channel regulatory subunit beta-4-like. The record is from RefSeq and is a predicted model, not a curated record. Gene Ontology annotation, biological process: regulation of ventricular cardiac muscle cell membrane repolarization; regulation of sodium ion transmembrane transporter activity; cardiac muscle cell action potential involved in contraction. NCBI's taxonomy places the organism in Eukaryota, Metazoa, Chordata, Actinopteri, Cypriniformes, Cyprinidae. Gene Ontology annotation, molecular function: transmembrane transporter binding; sodium channel regulator activity. Gene Ontology annotation, cellular component: voltage-gated sodium channel complex; membrane.